Molecule: messenger RNA, 4546 nt
Organism: Hippoglossus stenolepis (Pacific halibut)
Lineage: Eukaryota; Metazoa; Chordata; Actinopteri; Pleuronectiformes; Pleuronectidae
Gene: klhdc8a
Product: kelch domain containing 8A
Exons: 9
Coding region: 692-1756 (354 amino acids)
Molecular function (GO): protein binding
Source: RefSeq, a predicted model, not a curated record
UAUAGGUUAUCACAACACUCAGGCUCUCCUCGCCUCUCCCCGGAUCGUACCAUCGCAGGGAUGGACGGCAACUUGUGUGAGGAAGAGCCGGAGAAGAAUCCUUCAUCCGUGACCCACAUCAUGGCGAUGUACGCGGCUCUGUGAGCAGGAGCCCCGCCGUGUUCUCGGCUUCGCUCCCCCCGCUCCGCGCUCACCGUGCGGCGGACGCUUCGCGCGGCGCGCCUCGCCUCCCAUCGUCCGCGGAUCCGCUUCACCUCCUCUCCUCUCUCCAUCCUUCCUCCAGGAAAAAAAGGAGAAGGGGAAGAAGAAGCGGCGCACACCGAGAGCGGGGGCCACAGGACCGGGGAAAGUAACUGAAGCACAGAGAAAUCAUCCAGGGUCUCUUGCCUGAGACUCCAGCCUGAAGGGCCCAGCUUGAGUGCAGCGAAGUGUCCCCAGGGAAGGAGAGUUCAGCUUGGUCUUUAACUGAUCCGACACUCCCUCUGCUUACCUUCCCUUUACCGUUCCAAUAAAGAACUUCCUCUUCGCCCUGGGGCCCUGACUCCACAUUCUUCCAGUUCUCUCAUACCUCCAUCUUCUCAGCUCUCCUUGAUCAACCCACCUCCAAAACUUCUCGGACUCCAGGCCUCCUCCUCCUCCUCCCUGUUCCCUCCCCUCACCGGUGGGCCUGUCCCGGGGGGGUGCAGAGGCCAUGGCGGUGCCCUCAGUCCAUGAGUUUCACUGGCAGAACCUGGCACGACUGCCCAGCGGCCGCGUCUACCACACUCUGUCUGAGGUGGGGGGGCAGAUGUACAUGCUGGGGGGCUGCGACGCUGCGGGGAGGCCAUGCCCCGGCCUGGAGCUCUAUUCUCCUGAGGGGGACCGCUGGAUAAGUUUGCCCCCAAUGCCCACCCCUCGUGCUGGGGCAGCUGUGGCAGUCCUUGGAAAGCAGAUCCUGGUGGUGGGAGGAGUGGGUGAGGACCAGAGCCCCCUAAAGGUGGUGGAGAUGUACAACAUAGAGGAGGGGAGGUGGAGGAAGAGGAGCGCUCUGCGGGAGGCCCUCAUGGGUGUAUCCGUCACCGUAAAGGAUGGACGGGCUCUGGCCGUGGGGGGAAUGGGUGCUGACCUGCUCCCUCGUAGCAUCCUGCAGCAGUAUGACCUGCGGAAGGACGUGUGGGCGCUACUUCCUCCAAUGUUGACCCCACGCUACGAUGCCAACACACAACUGCUGGGCAAUAAACUCUACGUGGCAGGUGGCCGUCAGUGUAAGAGACCAGUAAAGGCCUUUGAGGUGUACGAUGCAGAGACGCGUUCUUGGACAACGCUGCCCACGAUGCCCUGUAAACGUUCCUAUUGUGGCGUGAUCUGGGACACAGCUGGGAGGCUCUGUCUGCUUGGAGGACUGCGACAAGGAGGAGGACACCAGAGCUCCAAGUUCACCAAGAACGUUAACAUUUUCGACACUAACCAAGGUGUGUGGUUGAAGUCGGAGGAGACGGUGGCUCUGAAAACAAAGAGAGCUGACUUUGCUGCUGCGUUCCUGCGCGGCCGGAUGGUCAUAGCAGGAGGACUUGGUCAUGAACCCUCGGCUCUGGACACAGUGGAGGCCUUUGAUCCUCAAAGGAAGAAGUGGGAGAGGUUAGCUCCCAUGAGCUUCCCGAGAUGCUCCGCCUCCUCCAUUGUCAUCAGAGACCGCCUCCUGGUGGUGGGAGGAGUCAACCAGGUUCCCAGCUCAGCCCAUGAGAUCCUCUAUGUGAAAGAAGAAGAGUGUGUGUAGCCUGUAGAGACUGACCCCAAAUCAGAUUCCAGCAACCCUCCUGAAUCCGACUGUAGUGCAGAGUGUGUGCGAAGCUUUGAGAACACUGAGGCAGAUGGAGUCAUGACGUGUGCUGCAACAGAUAACACUUCCCCCUGCUGGACUGCACGGACACUGAGACCCACAUGGAAGCACACACAUGCACAAUGGAGGAGCUGGCUCUUUCUUCACCCCAACUCAUGUUUCCUGAUAUUUUCAGUAUGUUACACUUCUGCGUUGUACGUUGUUGUGCAUACUUGGGGAAGAGGAUAUUUUGUAGCGAUCUUGUCUAGUACUAUAGACAGAGUAUAUGGAAGACCUACUGAGUUGUAUGGGGUAAAUGCAUUUCAUGUUUGGUUUGUUAAAAUGUGUUUAUUUGUGAUCAGCUUGCUAACAACUGAGCAUAUGUAGACAGUGUGACUUUUAUCUAGUUUGAUGAAACAUGCAAUAUUAUAUAAAGAAAGUCAUUACAAAAGAGGGAGGUUUACUUAUAUAACUGUAUAGCAACAACAUUUGCACUGAAGCACCAACACUGAAUGGAGGUUGAUUCUAAUAUUAAUAACUUCUGGUGUAGUGUAUUGUAGUAAUUACACUGAGAAUGCUGUACUACCACUCCUCUGUGCUGUAACAGUGCACAUUUGUGAUUAUUACCAUAGAUCUGUUUAAAUGCAUUGCGUAUAUGAAGAGAACAGAUGUAUGAAAUGACAAUAUGGUUGUAUAAUUGUUGGUUUAGGCAAAUAAGAGGAUGAUUGUACACAUUUGAUUUCUGAAGCAAUACAAAUCUCUCUUUUAUUCAGUGUUUCCUUUCUGCAACAUGUGCUGUGCAGUAAGACUACUGUCUCCUGGGCUCAGAUGUAUAAGCUGUAGAAUAGGUUCAUUGUAUUAAUGAUUCAGUUUAUUUUAUCCUACCUGAUCGAUCUCUGUUAUGUCAAAUAAUCAUCUAGGAUAUGAGUCUUCAUAAUCGAUGGAAUAAAUUCGAUUUGUGUUUUGUAUUGCACUUCUUUCGCACUAGAUGGCAGUGUUGACACACAUGAGCAUGUGAGAGCUUCAUUGAUUCAAAGCUGUGCAAUAUGACUGCAUACAGUACUUAUAAGUGGCUGUAAUGAUAAACUAGCUAACUGUUAGUUUAACACUAUCACAUACAGUAGUUGUCAUGAUUAGAUGAAGAUAACAAACAAGACAGAUGUUGGUUAUCAGUAGAUCAACGUGAAGAGUCGUUUUCCUGCCUUAAACUGCAAUAAUCACAAAAGUAGUGAGUGCAAAAUGCUCAGUACACCAAACGAGCAGUCUUAGCUUACAGUGCAUUAUUAGCUAUUAGCAUGUAGGGAUCUGGUCAGAGCCCUGGAUGUUAUUUAGAUGGUGAGUAGUUGAAACAGGUGGGCAGAGACACGUAUUAGAUCACCCUGAUAGUGUGUGUGUGUCUGUACAUGUCGGGUUUCAGUGUGAGUCCUGGUGACAACGGGUCGACUGAGUGCUUUGGCCAGCAGCCAGUCAUUCAAUGUGCUAACCACCAGCCGGUGUCCCAGUGUGGCCUGUUAGCCUCCAGUCUGGACUCCAGUCAGCAAGUCUCGGCUCCGCUACCUCCCAGCAUGCUAACCGUCAGCCUGCACCUCAGCCUGCACUCGGGCCACUUUGGCUGGAGUUAGGGAGCCUGCAGCCUUCCUGUCUUGAACCAGCUAGUCCACUGCUCCCAAGCCGGCCGCUUUCUGUCUGAGCCUGACCCUGGAGCCUGUGAUAAGUUCCCUUACUCGAGAACUUGUCUGACUAGUUCCCUGAGAUAUCUAGGGAUUGAAGACCCCAGAAGAAAAAGUAGGUCAAGGAGACAAUGAUCCACCAAGCCGCCCUGCUCCACAGAGACUCAAAGGCUACAUCCAUACAACUAUGUUUGCUACAGAUACGCCUGAUGUCCACUCUACUAUGGAGUCUUAGACUUGCUAAAACAGAGAAGUUUCUCCUCUGCCAAGACCCUGAGUUGGCCGUCCCCUCCCCCCUCAUUGUCCACAGUCCGUAGCUGAGUCGUCCAGGGCCAACAUCAAGCCAACAUGGUCCUGAGUCUGUUCCAGAGUUUGCCGUGAUGACAGACGUCUUGUCAGUUCCUGUAUCAGCAGUUUGAUGUCUUGUCGUGUAUUGUUGUGUGACACUAGACAAUUGCCCCACCAUUCAUUCGGAGUCAAUGGUUUUGCUCACAAGUAAGAUCCCAAGUAGGAACUCGGACUUUGAGUGGCAUGUGACAUUGUAUUCUUUAUUGUAGAUCAGAAAAUCUCAACCUCUGAGUUGCCUUGAAAGCAGCAUUUUACCAUUUGUCCCCACUCACCGUCAAAUCAUCUGCCCACAUUUCUGUCUCUAUUCAGGGAUUUUUCCCGUGUAUCAGCCGCCUGUGUUUAUUUUCCUGUCGUGACCUUUCUGCCAUCUUGUCCACACAUCUGACUGUAACCCUGUUGCUCUUACAAAACGAUGCUGUAUUGCAUCAAUAUCAUUAUACUAACAGAUUUUUUUGCAUGUGAACCAGUGACUGUAUAUAAAGAUGGACGACUAUUACCCCCUGGUGGUUGGCUGCAGUAUAGGUCUUACUCCCUGUCUCUGUUUGGUGUUAAUGUGACAUGGACCAAGCUAAAAAGUCAAACUACAAGAUAAAUACAUUUUCCCCUAAGAUGUUUUCUGUCAUUUUGAAUAGUUCUCAUCAAACUGAUGUACCUUCAAAUGCUCUUGUUUCCGAAAAGUUUGGUUUUAUUCACUUAAUUGAUGCUAUAAAAUCAGACCUUAAUAACAUAA